Messenger RNA from Haliotis rufescens (red abalone), 1314 nucleotides. RefSeq lists its product as uncharacterized. Gene Ontology annotation, molecular function: carbohydrate binding. The coding region runs from base 84 to 1010 and encodes 308 amino acids. The record is from RefSeq and is a predicted model, not a curated record. NCBI's taxonomy places the organism in Eukaryota, Metazoa, Mollusca, Gastropoda, Lepetellida, Haliotidae. The transcript has 7 exons.
AGUCAUAAUUAUAUAAAGAACGUUAUAAAAAAUAGCUGACAUACAUUGUAUGCCACCUUUCGACUUGGGAAUACAAAAGCAGAAUGUUGGUCAUGUGGAGUAUGGAAUUUCUCUUUGUCGUCUUGGCAAACUUGGUUGUGGAUUCCAACAGCUUUCAUACCAAUACAGCGAAAGCAUUCCAUGCAACGAGCUUCGUUCCAAGCGUUCCCGCAGAGAAAGUGGACAAAGUCAUUACGGAAUUACAAGAGAAAACUGAUGUCAAGUUGAAAGAGCUGGAAGACGACAUUCAGACUAGUCAGAGCCUGUUGGAGGCGAAAAUAACUGCCCUGGAGACAGAAAUGACAAAUCUUGCAAACGACACCAAGUUAGCUGUAGACAGCCAGCUGUCCAGUGUCAGGAAAGUGAUAGAUAAGAUAGCGGAGGUAUGCCCAAACCCGUCGUCCAUAAAAGGAGGAAAAGUACUGAAGUCGACAGGACGCCAUGUUGGUGCCCAGGUGCAGUUCCAGUGUACCUAUGACAAAAAGCUAGCAUUCACUUGUCUUGCAACGGGAGAAUGGGAUGCCAAACAUCAGUGUCCACUGUUAUAUUCGGAAAAUCCAUCACUUGGGACGUACAAACUUCCGAGUACAUUUGGCCCCGGAUCAGCAGUGACGUUUAUUGCCGAGCCUUUGGGAACAGGAGAACCGUGGCCAGUCUUUGACUUCAAGAAAGACAAAGAUGAGGAAGCGGAUAUACUGUUUCUAACGUCUAUUCGAAUAAGGAAAAGCGCACUAGUAAGAAACUCUCGUCAAAAAGGCCGUUAUCUAGGGGAAGAAAGGGCAUAUAAUUCUCCUUUCAACUUCAAAGUCGGACAACCCUUCAACUUCACUGUAGUCCUUGACAAAACAGGAUAUACGGGAUAUGUCAAUGGCGAUCAUUCAUUCGACUUCAAGCACAGAGUCAACGAAAUGCCGCAAUACGUGGCACUUCGUGGACAGAUGAAGGUGAACAGCAUGAAAGUCCGGAUCUAGGAUACGUCCUGUGUAUUGCGGAAUCAAACAGUUCUUUCUCCAUCACACACUUUUUCUCCACAGAAGAAUUUUAGCUCCCAAUGAAAAGUGUUUUUGUGGUUUGUGAGAGAAAAUAUCAUCAAGGAGUAAAACUCUUAUGACAUUACCCAUAAAAUAUAUAUCUUAAUGUUUUCUUUGGGUAAAGCAGCCUGCAUUGUAAUGGUAAUCUUCUGUUGUGCCUGGUGUAUCAACGUUGGCCCUGUUGCUUCAUCACUACACCAUAAAAUAUACAUUGAACAAUUAAAUCUGGUAUGGAGUGAGAAAA